UUAAGUUGUUCCGUAAACAAUCCAAAAUUGUCCGUUCGGACAGGAACUCCAGACUAUCAGAAACUGUUUGCUUGUCACAUAACGUUAGUUUCGGAACGCGGUUCAGCCGAUGUGAACUGUUCAUCGUUAUAAUACUAUUUAUUCAGGAGUUUUUUCUUUUAAAAUAAACAAGGUAAUAUUUAAUUGUAAAAUAUGAUUCUGAACCGGGUACGAGAAAUCACGGGGCCAACACCGCAUUCAGUUGCCGUGAGAGCGAAGUUCCCAUCAUCGAAACCCGUUGACCACAUUGUCCUGGAAAGAAGAAAGAAGGAAGAAACGUAUGAAAAGCUGCAGGAUUUCACCCGGUAUCAGAAGACCUGCGACCUGAAGUCUACCUGGGAGAAGACCACGGGGCGCCGCAUCGUGCAGGGCACCAUCCGGAGGCGGGUACAGGAGGCUCUUGACCAACAUCGAAUGGGCAUUGAUGAUCGGAGAGAGAGACUGAGAAACAUGCUGGAAGUGGAGGAGAGAGAUCUUCUACAGGAGAUGGAGGAUAAGAAGGAGACAGCAUGGGAGAAACAGGAAAAGAUGAGCCAGAGAGCAAAGGAAUUGAAGGAGAGGAGGGAGAGUGACAGGCAGAGGGUGGUGAGCGAGAAACUGGAUCAGCUUUUCAGGGAGCAGUGCGAGGAGCUGCGGGAGGUGCAGACGCAGCGUCUGCGCGAGGCCGUCUGCGCGGAGCGGGCCUAUCAGCUGCGCAGCCGGGACGAGGAGCGGCAGCAGCUGCAGGAGGAGGAGCGCCUGUAUGCGCAGCUCUGGGAGCAGGACCGGCUGGCCAAGCAGGAGCGGGAGGAGAAGGAGGCGGAGCUACGCAAGCACGGCGACCGCCAGCAGCAGGACUUCCUGCGCAUGCAGAUCGAGGCCAGGGAGAAGCAGAGGGUUCUGAACCGCCAGCUCAAGGAGGAAGAAGCCCAGCUGCUGCACGAGCAGCAGGAAGUGAUGCGUCUGGAGGAGCAGAGGGAGCGCAGGAAGAAGGUGCAGAGCCAGCAGCAGACCAGCAGGCAGCUGGAUCUGUCUCUCAGGCAAAAGAUGCGGCGUCUGGCUCGGGAGCAGCAGGAGGAGCUGGCCCUGGACAUGAGCAUCAUGAACCAGCUGACCGAGGAGAAGGACGAGGGCCAGGACCACCAGGAGAGGAAGCGGCAGCUCCGGGACGAGCAGCAGCGGUACCGGCAGUACCUGGCCGAGCAGAUGGAGGAGCAGAAGCAGCAGGAGGCGGAGGCGGAGCGGCUGUUCGAGGAGGAGCUCCAGCAGAACUGGGCCCGGCGGGCGGAGCAGUUCCGCCGCGAGCGCGAGGCCCGGGACCGCCUCAUGAGGGAGGUGAUGGACACCCGGCGCGCACAGAUACAGGAGAAACUGGAUCAGAACAUCGUGAAGCAGGCCGAACUUGCCAGAGAGAAAGAGGAGCUGCAUAGAAUCAUCGAAGAGAGUAAAGAGCUAGAGAAAGAGGAGAAAGACAGUGUGAAGAGAGCCUGCCAGAAGCACCAGGCGGACCUGCUGUCCCAGAUCCUGUUCCGGCAGCGGCAGAGGGACACAGAGCGGGCCGAGGAGGAGCAGGAGCGGCAGCAGGGCAUGGCCUUCCAGGAGCAGUACCGGAAUAAACUCCAGGCGGUGCUGAACCAGGCCAAGUCCAGCACCGAGCUGGUGCACCCCUUCAGGAGGCUGAAGGCCACUCCCUCCUGCUACGGGGAGUGACACGGAGGCACAGACUCACUCGCCCGCCCACACACAGAUACACACACACACGCACACACACACAUGCAGAUGUGCACAUAAACGCACAUACACACACACAUGCACGCACAUACACACACACACGCACCAUUGAUGUGAUUCCAGGGAUGUGAUUUUUGUUUCCGGCUUUUUCUGAAUGUCUCCGUCAGAGGCCGAGGGCUUGGGUAUGGCAUAAGCACAGAAGCACUCAAAGAGCCCCACAGACAUUUGGAGUCUGAAAAUCAGUAUAUCCUGGUCAAUCAGGAAAAAUCACAUCCCUGAAUUAACAGAAGAAAUCUGACAUCAUUAGAUCCAGAUUUCCCAGUAAGAAGGCAUUGCAAAGGCAUUCAUUAGUAGUGAGAUAAUUAUUCUGAUACAGCAUUCCGAUACAGGAAAGGAAAUAGUUAUUUCCUUGUGAUAUGUUGCAUUUUAUAUGCUGCAAAUAUAUUUGUCUUCUGUAGCCAUAAAUAAGUUAUUUUCAAAGUGCACCACAAUCUGUUGGAAGCAUUGAAUAUUGUUGUUUUAUCAAUUUUGACUUUUUCACUAUCAAUAAAUGUGUUCCUUAAUA
Messenger RNA from Anguilla anguilla (European eel), 2314 nucleotides. RefSeq names its product cilia and flagella associated protein 53 (gene cfap53). The transcript is spliced from 8 exons. NCBI's taxonomy places the organism in Eukaryota, Metazoa, Chordata, Actinopteri, Anguilliformes, Anguillidae. The coding region runs from base 193 to 1728 and encodes 511 amino acids. The record is from RefSeq and is a predicted model, not a curated record.